UUUUCACACAGCUCCACAAACAGAAGGCACUCCAUCAAAUCUGACUAGCUCAUCUACCCAGCAAGUGUACGUUCAAGAGUCCGCUACACCCCAUACCCAUAAACAGACUACUGUGUCUUUAACAAGUCCUUCUAUUUCUGUAGUCAACGUUCUGCAAUCAAGGGUUCAACCGCAGUCCAGUUUUCCAGAAGUGUUUGACAUCUCUCAUUAUCCCAACAAACUUCUCCAAAGCAGCAAGCAAAAACCUUCGAAGACUAAAGAUGUCCCCCUGCCUCUCCUUCAUGAACAAGAAAGAGUGCGCUUGAAGAUAUCAUCUCAAGGUGCACUUGGAGUGCCAAUGUUGGGCAGCAAACCAAAGAGGAAUGACCCUUUUGCUGAUCUGCAUAAUCCCAAUUCAAAUCCAGCUAGUGUGUCUGUUACUAUACGGUUCGCGGACUGUGGCAUCGUCGGUUGUUUUCCGCUGUUUUUAGACGUAGCAGAUCUCAUCGGAAGCGGCAGUGACAUUAUGCAAUGGCUGUUGAGGCUUUUGAAGUGGAGAGUAUUGUACUGAAACUUAUGGUUAUUGGGGAUGGAGGAGUUGGGAAGUCAUGUUUCAUCACUAGGUUUGUGGAGGGGAAGUAUACAACUGAUCAUCCUCCUUCACAAUGGAAGAGAGAGCACAGAUUUCAAAAGAAGUUACACCAAGUUGUAGUUGAUGGAAUAACUAUUAACUUGGAAAUAAUGGAGCUAAAUGAUGAGCUGUUCCGACUUACAGAUGUAGCAACAGAAGCUAUUUAUCCUGACGCAAUGAUUGCUGAUUGCUAUAUUUAUCUUUUCGAUCUGGCAAACAAGGAAUCCCUGCAUAGUGUUGGGAACUGGAAGCAUGAGAUGGAGCGUUACAAUGUAGGACCACACCGCAAGCACUCUGUGUGGAUGAUGGCUGGACACACGAUUAAGGAACAGGACUAUUCGAUAUUGAUCACACAGGCUGAGGCAAAGGCAAAGGCUAUGAAAAUGAAGUUCAUGGCAGUGAAUGCCCGUAGUGGAGAAAACAUUGAUAAAGCAGUGCUCACACUUGUUGCUGACACUAUGACACACCAAAAGGCUCAUUGUAAUGACCCUGUUGAUCCAUGGGCCACUUCUGACACUCAACCACCAGUGGAGAGAGCACCCAGUCCUCUGGCAGUAACACAUGAAAAAUAAUAGCAGAGGACAAACGUGUUUUACGACGAAUGUUAAAUAGUGUAUUUUGAUUAUAUUACGUGUAUACAAAUAUUAUCAGACACACAGUAAAAACAAACAUUAUGCAUAAUUAUAGAAUUGCUCAUUUUCAGUGCUAAAAAUGUGUCAUAGUUGUUUGAAUUGUGGUUUACGAGAUAAAACUGGUGAAUGUCUUUGUAACUCCCGGAAAUCAGCACCAUCCCUAUGUACAGGUGGUGUUCCUACAAUGUGUGAUGUGUGACCAUGGCGGUGGAAUUCUUCAAGGAAAUCAGACUCUCCACUUGCUUGGUCAGGAUUGUGUAAUGUGCUAAUGCUUGGUGAAGGAAUCAGUCCACUUGGAAGUGGAGCAUUGAAAUCUACCACUGUGUCUGAGCACAGUGAUGCUAGAUAUAUGCGGAAUCGAUUCACCUCAAAUUGAAGAAACUCGUACUGAUCAAACCACUCCUGCAGUAAAAAUUCCCUCAGUAAACAAUAGAACUUAAGUGUUUAAUUGAGCUCAACAGCACCCCAAUCCUGAUGCUAGUUAUAAUUAUUACGUAUGUAGUUGGCCAAGUUAUAAUCUUUCAGAGGUCGUCUUUGAAAGAAGUGAAUGCAACUAUUUUAAGUAGAGAACUUUUGCAUGAUAAUUACAUAAUUGCCACAGGUGGCUCUUUCUCAGAAAUGUCCCUUAGUUAGCAUCUUGCUACCCAGACCCGACGCCCAGUCACUGAACAACAGGUCCAAAUGCUAAACAACUGCUAUUAGGUUCUGCCCCCUUGUUGACUGCCAAUAGACCCAUGCCCAUGUUGCAUAGUUAUGAUAGAUUGUUUACCAACGAUUGCAUAAUUCAGGUAUAAGUCAUCCAUAAUUCAUUGUCAUGUGUGAGUAUGUAAGGGAUGCUGAUUUUACACUAGCUAGAGGUCAUUGACUGAUCUUGUGAAUAAAGAUUUGCUAAUACUAUUGGCCUCUUGUGCAUGCUGCCCAAGGACACAACGUUACAUAUAGAUAACCUAAAAUGCAGGCAUGCACAUUCCAGGAAGUCCUUACAGUCCAAAUGUUGUAGGGACUAGAGUACACAACUGUUACACCCACCCAAUUUUUCCCCCAUUAGUAUGGUAUGAGCCAGAAUAGUAAAUUGAAAAACUGGUUUUAGCCAUUGAAGUCACUGAAAAACAUACAUACAACAAUUAUAUUGGUACACCCACUCACAUAUC
This is a messenger RNA of Geodia barretti, 2393 nucleotides long. The record is from the annotation of a GenBank genome assembly. NCBI's taxonomy places the organism in Eukaryota, Metazoa, Porifera, Demospongiae, Tetractinellida, Geodiidae.